UGGGAGAAAAGGUAUUCACUCUGAGCUAAGCGAUUUUCAGAAACUUCCUGUAGGUGAUCCUUAUGAACGGAACUCGUUGGAACUCUCGUAGGAAGGUUUGGUACAAUGCGGACGGGCACUUGCCACGGGAAGCGAGAACGCCGUCCCAUUCACGGUACAGUUAUCUCCUGGCGGCUCUUGUUUCUCCAGAGUGCAUCAUCAAAGUUAGCGCCAAUUGGAAUAUCUAUCAUGACGGCAGUCCCAUCGCUAGGGAUCCAGUGGAUACUUUUCUGGGAGUUAUGCUUUUGUAUAUAAGGCGUGCUUCUCGGGGGGUCACAUUUUCCGCUGGACCUCCCCACCUAGUCAUUCCAGCUCAUCUCUGGGACAAUCCCAUUCGUCCCCUCUACUCCCCUCUACAAAAUUCUCCGUCACAAAAUACACCGACUCUUUCACGAUGCCUGAUUGGAGCUCCCUCGAAGAACUCAACCGCGAUGGCGAUGUCUUCGUCAAGUUGGUUCACUCACUUAUGGGGGUCUAUGCGUAGAUGGGAAUGUUUCCUCUCUCUGGACUUCGACUUCGCGUUCAUAACGGGGCAAAAAACUUUUCGAUGGCCAAUGAUCUUCUACUUUGCCAACCGUUACCUCCUUCUUUGCGCAUUGGCCGGAAUUCUCGUUUCUUUUGAUUCGACAAGCCAGCUCAACUGUCAACCGUUAUACAUAUUCAAUCAGCUGGCGGGGAAUGCGUCAACUGGCCUUGCAAGCAUCAAUCUCUGUCUCCGCACGAUCGCUGUCUAUGGAAAUUACAAGCCAAUCACAAUCCUUCUGGUAAUCUUAAUACUGGGACACUGGUCUUUAAUCUUGAUGGGCGUCCAGCUUACGGUAACAUGGAGCGACGAGCAAAAUGCUUGUGUCAUCGUGGCUACCAACAACACCAUCCUUGCUGUCACAUUCAUUUAUUCCAUGUGCUUCGACCUCAUAGUAUUCCUCCUAAACGCCUACAAACUGUCCAACCGUCGCGGGAAGCACAACCUGGUUGGUGAGAGUCGGCUUGGGAAGAUGAUCUUUUCCGACGGCCUCAUAUAUUUCUUCGUCGCAUUCCUGGCAAACCUGAUUGCUACGGUGUUCAUGCUUCUAAAGCUGAAUUCCAUAAUGACAAUUAUUUUCAAUGUUCCCGCCGUUAUCGCCAGCACCAUUUGUGCAACUAGGGCAGUUAGGCGGCUCAACAAUUUCAAGAACGAAGGGGCUGAAGUUUUUAGUGGAUCAGGGACAGGCUCUGGAAUUAGGGUUACUCACGGACAACCUCGGCCAAUUGUUAGCACGCUGAGCCGGUCGGGCACUGCUGCAAGAGCCCCGGGAGGCGUUCACGUUCAGAUGGAGACCUUCACUCGUGCAGAGGACGCAGAUUUCCAGAGGCAGGAUGACAGGGACACAGAUUUUGAUGUUGAGGCGAAGGGGAGCCCCAUUUGAUAUCAGCAACCAACAAAAACAUAUCGCGUGAAAGUAGAGAUUUCCACUUUAUAUACAUUCAUUCCUUUACAUUCGUUUUGUUCGGGAGUUGAUGAGAACGCACGGCGAUAGGAUAGGCUAGAAAUGAAGACCUUGCAACCAUGGCCG
Marasmius oreades (fairy-ring Marasmius) is the source of this 1592-nucleotide messenger RNA. RefSeq lists its product as uncharacterized. The coding region runs from base 63 to 1445 and encodes 460 amino acids. The transcript has 11 exons. Lineage: Eukaryota; Fungi; Basidiomycota; Agaricomycetes; Agaricales; Marasmiaceae. The record is from RefSeq and is a predicted model, not a curated record.